Messenger RNA from Syngnathus acus (greater pipefish), 861 nucleotides. It is a transcript of the gene nkx2-9, whose product is annotated as NK2 transcription factor related, locus 9 (Drosophila). The coding region runs from base 1 to 861 and encodes 286 amino acids. The record is from RefSeq and is a predicted model, not a curated record. Gene Ontology annotation, molecular function: DNA-binding transcription factor activity, RNA polymerase II-specific; RNA polymerase II cis-regulatory region sequence-specific DNA binding. Lineage: Eukaryota; Metazoa; Chordata; Actinopteri; Syngnathiformes; Syngnathidae. Gene Ontology annotation, cellular component: nucleus. The transcript is spliced from 2 exons. Gene Ontology annotation, biological process: cell differentiation; regulation of transcription by RNA polymerase II.
AUGGCGGUGCCCACCAAGUUCAGUUUUUCCGUCCGGAGCAUCCUAGACCUGCCCGAGUGCCAUCCGAAGGCUUUUCCCGCGUCCUCAUCAACUUUCUCGGCCGCGCAGUCGCCCUUCGCACCCCUCAACUCCAUCUCCUCCUCUUGCAUCUCCUCAUCUUCCUCCUCCUCCUCCUCCUCGUCGUGGAUGCUCGACUCGGACCCGAGCUCCUGCAUGUCCUGGGAUGAAGGCAGCAGCCUAGAGGCGUCUCCGGACUCUACCAAGCCGGACGAACCGUCGGCGGACGCCGAGCUUCCGUGCGAGGCGGUUUCGGCGGCUGCGGCGGCAGCCAAAAAGAGCAAGAAGCGUCGCGUGCUGUUCUCCAAGUCGCAGACGCUGGCGCUGGAGCAGCGCUUCCGCCAGCAGCGCUACUUGUCCGGCCCCGAGCGAGAGCAGCUGGCCCGCCUGCUCAGCCUGACGCCCACCCAAGUCAAGAUCUGGUUCCAGAACCACCGUUACAAGAUGAAGAGGGGCCGGGGGCCGUCGGCGGCGGACGAUCCGCAGCAGAUGCUGCACCCUCCACUGCUGCGCAGGCUGGUGGUGCCGAUGCCUAUGCCGUUGCCGGUACCGGUGCUGCUCGGCGACGGGAAACCCUUUCAUACCGCCUACAGCUUACUGGACGGUUCGGGCGGCUGCGCGCAGCCGAGGACGCUCCGCCUACCCCUGGCCGCCUACCCAGGCCUCCAAGGCCUGGUGGGCCUUCAGCCGCCCGCAGCUGUGGCCCUGCCACCCCGCCAGCAGCACUUUGAAAACCCGGCGGCCUCCAGGCUCGCUUGGACGGACUUAUGGGGUGACCCGGUCCACUUUGCUCCGUUCAAGUGA